AGAAGAUGAAAUUAAAAAUGAAAAAAGAUUAUUUGAUGAGAAGUUUAGAAUGCUUAGCAGAAAGCUUGAUAUUAAUUCAACUGAAUCAAGAUUUAUGACCAUCAACUGUAAAUAUAACGUACUCAAAAGAGACUCAAAAAAGAAUAGCUGUGAAGUACAUAAUAGAUGCUUCAGUUCAUUGCAAAGUAUCAAUGAACAAUAA
Messenger RNA from Funneliformis caledonium, 202 nucleotides. The record is from the annotation of a GenBank genome assembly. Lineage: Eukaryota; Fungi; Glomeromycota; Glomeromycetes; Glomerales; Glomeraceae.